AAUUUAUAAGAAUGUCAACUAACAAGCAGGUUUAUGUGAGGUAUAGUCCUAAGUCAAGCAACAUUUUUGUUAGUAGUAAUUAUCUAUCUAACUGUUGUCAUUCGCAUUUGUAGUUACAAUAUCUCACAUAUAGGCCUACAUAUUCUUAAAAUGGACAGUGAAAUUAUGAGAAGAGUGAGAAACGAUUGGGGUGGUAAAGGCACUACUGGAAAAUUUAAAUUUCAUCAUAUAUGCGGUGAAAACAUUCAUAUUAAUAAACCCAGGAAUGCUGCAUACAGAGAAGCCGGUUUUUCACAUGGAUUAUGCUUCAGUCACUGCCCUCUUCUUCCUGGCCAAUUAUUUCUUAUUGAAAUAUCAGACGCUCAAGAUGGAUGGUCCGGACACUUACGGAUUGGAGUAACCCAGCAUGAUCCGUCAGAAUUACACACAGUCCCUGAAAUGGUAAUUCCCGACAUGACAACGGGAGGGUCCUCUACAGAAGAGAGACAAAUCACAAAAGGUGGUCAAACCUGGGCAACGGCGGUUACUAAAUUUCAUAAUAGAAUCAGUGGACGACACAAAGAAAUUGUAGGAGAGCCCUGUGACUCUGGUAAUAAGGAAAGAAUUAAAAAUAUCGCGUCAUUUGCAAACCAACGAAUCUCUGUAAAAAGUUUAUAUUUCUUGGCGCGUAAAGAGUUAACUUUUACAUCAUCGGGGAAUCGGUUUCCAGAUUUUGGACAAUCUGUUUUUAUCGGAAGCAGGAUUGGUGUUACGUUGGUUCCCGUUAACAGCGAUACUGGAGCUGAACUUGGUAGCGAUGAAGAAAGAAUAUGCAUUUCGGAAAAGACAGAUUAUUCUUCAUGCAACAUGCACUUGAUUAUAAACGGUGAAGACCAGGGACCAUGUGCUACUCUUAUACCUCUCGAUCGACCUCUUUAUGUUGUUAUUGAUGUCUAUAGUAUCACAAAGCAGGUCAAAAUUGUAGACACUCCAUAUAUUGGAACGCUUGCUGACUUAGCUAGAGAUAAAAUCAGGUCCCAAAUAAAAAGUGGUCAGAGAUGUGAACAUUUGCCAAUACCAACAUCCAUAAAGAAAUUUUGUCAAUAUCAAUAGCAGAUAAUACACGUUCCCAUACCAUCAGUAAGUAAUAUUACCUAUCACAUGUUUCUAGUAAUGCUUAUAGCCGAUAGAACAAUUGAGCAUGAUAUAUCAAAUAGCCUAUGAAGUUAGAUAAUCCAAUCU
Styela clava is the source of this 1221-nucleotide messenger RNA. Its product is annotated as neuralized-like protein 2. Gene Ontology annotation, molecular function: ubiquitin protein ligase activity. NCBI's taxonomy places the organism in Eukaryota, Metazoa, Chordata, Ascidiacea, Stolidobranchia, Styelidae. The record is from RefSeq and is a predicted model, not a curated record.